Messenger RNA from Rhea pennata, 2502 nucleotides. RefSeq names its product actin related protein 8 (gene ACTR8). Gene Ontology annotation, biological process: regulation of DNA-templated transcription; double-strand break repair. The transcript is spliced from 13 exons. Lineage: Eukaryota; Metazoa; Chordata; Aves; Rheiformes; Rheidae. Gene Ontology annotation, cellular component: Ino80 complex. The record is from RefSeq and is a predicted model, not a curated record. Bases 61 to 1935 code for a protein of 624 amino acids.
GCCGCGGCGGGAGGGCCGGCGCCGGGGCCGAGGCCGGGGCCGCUGCGCGGCGGCGGCGGCAUGACGCAGGCGGAGAAGGGCGAGGCGGAGAACGGGAAGGACAAGGAGCGCGAGCGGGAGCGCGAGCAGCGCGGCGGGAAGCGGCCCAUCGUCCCCGCCGCCGUGCCCGAGUCCCUGCAGGAGCAAAUACAGAGCAACUUCAUCGUGGUGAUACACCCGGGCUCCACGACGCUGCGGCUGGGCAGAGCCACGGACACGCUGCCCGUGGGCAUCCCGCACGUGCUGGCGCGGCGGCACCGGCAGCCCGGGCAGCCCGCCUACCGCGACAGCUGGCUCCUGCGCGACGGGCUCAACAAACCUGAAAGUACUGAGCAGAGACAAAAUGGUCUUAAAAUGGUGGACCAAGCAAUAUGGUCCAAAAAGAUGUCAAAUGGUGCAAGGCGUAUACCGGUGUCACCCGAUCAGGCUAGGUCAUACAACAGACAGAUGCGGCCAGCUAUUUUAGAUCACAGCUCUGGGGCCAAGUGGACAAACACAUCAAAUCAUCCGGAAUAUUUGGUAGGGGAAGAGGCACUGUAUGUUAAUCCACUGGACUCUUACAAUAUUCACUGGCCUAUUAGAAGAGGGCAGUUGAAUCUCCACCCAGGACCUGGUGGCUCCCUCACUGCAGUAUUAGCAGAUCUUGAAGUUAUAUGGUCACAUGCAAUACAAAAAUAUCUGGAAAUACCAUUGAAAGACCUAAAGUACUACAGAUGCAUUUUACUAAUCCCAGACAUCUAUAAUAAACAACAUGUGAAAGAACUGGUAAAUAUGAUCCUAAUGAAGAUGGGCUUCUCAGGAAUUGUGGUACACCAGGAAUCUGUGUGUGCUACUUUUGGAAGUGGUUUAAGCAGUGCAUGUAUAGUAGAUGUGGGAGAUCAGAAGACAAGUGUUUGCUGUGUAGAAGAUGGUGUUUCCCAUCGCAACACCAGGCUAUGCCUAGCAUACGGAGGAUCUGAUGUGUCAAGGUGUUUUUACUGGCUUAUGCAACGAGCUGGGUUCCCAUAUAGAGACUGUCAGCUAACUAAUAAGUUGGACUGCCUUCUGCUUCAGCACUUAAAGGAAACAUUCUGUCAUCUAGACCAGGAUAUUUCUGGACUGCAAGACCAUGAGUUUCAAAUUCGUCAUCCAGAUUCACCAGCUUUAUUAUACCAGUUCCGAUUAGGGGAUGAAAAAUUACAGGCUCCAAUGGCUCUGUUUUAUCCAGCAACUUUUGGAAUUGUGGGGCAAAAAAUGACAACUUUACAAUACAGGUCGCAAGGUGAUCCUGAGGAUCCUCAUGAUGAACACUACCUAUUAGCCACACAGAGUAAGCAGGAGCAGUCUGCAAAAGCUACAGCUGAUAGAAAAUCAAUGUCCAAGCCUGGUGCAUUUGAGGGAGACUUGCGAGGCCAGACCUCAGACAUUUCAGAGAGGAUCUACCCUCAAGAAGUGGAACUGGGAUCUUCUCAGGGUGAUUGUAUGAUAUCUGGAAAUGAUUCAGAGGAACCUUUAACUGCACACAUGUCCAGGAAAACAGCUAUCUCUCAGUUUGAAGGCAAAGCCUUAGGCCUUGACAAAGCCAUUCUUCAUAGUAUUGACUGCUGUGCAUCUGAUGAUACAAAAAAGAAGAUGUACAGCUCCAUCCUAGUAGUGGGAGGAGGCCUUAUGUUUCAUAAAGCUCAGGAGUUUCUUCAACACCGAAUUCUCAACAAAAUGCCACCUUCUUUCAGAAGAGUUGUUGAAAAUGUUGAAGUCAUUACAAGACCUAAGGAUAUGGAUCCCCGCUUAAUUGCAUGGAAAGGAGGUGCAGUUUUGGCCUGUCUUGAUACAACUCAGGAGCUAUGGAUAUAUCAGCGGGAAUGGCAACGUUUUGGUGUCAGAAUGUUACGAGAGCGAGCUGCAUUUGUGUGGUAAUUCAUAUGUUUACAGUGGAGCACGGUUAACUUAAUAUGCCUUACCUGAAAUGCCACUUUUCCAGUGCAGAGGUAUUGGUCUUCUGCUGAUGGGUGUUUUUGUAUUUUACUGAAACUAAGUCUUGAGAUUUUCCAGUAGUAGUGCAAAAAUCCUGUCAAGUGAGAAGGUGUUACCUUCAGCAUUGCCAUACUCUGUCUUUUAAAUUGUAUGCAUCGAAUUCUCUAGGUAUAGUGUCACAGUCAUCUCCAAAUUCAUAUCUAUAUAAUACAGGUUGUUUUGUGUAUUAAAAAAUGCACAACGUGGGUAUUUGAUACAGUAAAUACUAAAGUGGCAGAUGUUAAACCAGGAUUUGUUUGGGAUGCACGUAUGUUCCACGGAAGUAAGAGCUGCACACUGCAAUCUAUGGACUUAACAAGGCAUUCUGAUUCCUACUCUAUUAUUACUAGGAGAAAAAAAAAAACUGUUAUAUAAAUGAUCACCCCGAAAAAAAAGUAAAACGAAGGAUUUAAAUGACUGUUGCUUUUUGUAUUUUGCUUCUAAAAUAAAUUGUAUUAUUUACUGGAAAAA